GAGAAAAAGUUCGGGUCAGGCAUCGAGAGAAAGGAAAGAGGAAGAGGAGGAGGAGGAGGAGGAGGAAGAACAGCCCAGCCUUGCCAGAGGACCAGGAUCUUUAGCGGGAGACAGGGAUAGGGGCAAACACCAUGGCACUAGUGGCUCAGCUGUUCUGCAGGGAGACCCUGACCACCGCGGCCCUUGCCCUCAUUGUCUUCUUGUUCCUUUUGGAAUUCUCAAAACGGUGGCAGAGACCCCUCCGCUAUCCUCCGGGCCCCCCCUUGAUGCCCCUGCUGGGAAACACGCUCCAAGUGGACUUUAGGGAUCUCCAUGACUCCUUCAAACAACUCCGGGCAAAGUUUGGGGAUGUCUUUAGCCUCCAGAUGGUCCGGACCCCUGUGGUGGUGUUGAACGGGCACAAAGCUGUCCUUGAGGCCUUGGUGCAGAAGUCUGAGGAUACUUCGGACAGGCCACCCUCACCGGUCUACAAGCACCUGGGCUUUGGGCCCAGUGCCCAAGGUGUGAUAUUGGCCAGGUAUGGGAAAGCCUGGAAGGAGCAAAGAAGAUUCUCCUUGACCACCUUGAGGAACUUUGGGCUGGGAAAGCAGUCCCUGGAGAAGUGGGUGACCACCGAGGCAACCUUUCUCUGCGCUGCCUUUGCCUCCAAGGAAGGACAACCCUUUGACCCUUGCUCUCUCCUGACCGGCUGUGUCACCAAUGUGAUCUCCUUUCUGACGUAUGGGAAUCGAUUCAGUUAUGAGGACCAGAGGCUGCAGAAGCUUCGGGGCCUAAUAGAGGCAAGCCUGAAGGAGGACACAGGGCUGAUGCGGCAGGUGGUAAAUGACUUCCCAGUGCUCCUUUCCAUCCCGGGCCUGCCCCAGAGGCUUUUCCGAGCUCAGAAGGCUUUAUUUGAUAUUCUGGAUGAAUUCUUAGAAGAACACAGGAAGACCUGGGACCCAGCUCAACCCCGGGACCUGACUGACACCUUCCUGAUGGAGAUAGAGAAGGCUAAGGGGAUCCCAGGGACCAGUUUCAACCCCGAAAACCUCCGCAUGGUCAUAGGGGACCUGUUCACUGCGGGCAUGGCAACCACUACCGCCACCCUACAGUGGGGACUGCUGCUGAUGCUGCUCCAUCCCGGUGUCCAGCGCAGGGUCCAGGAGGAAAUAGACAGAGUGAUUGGCCAGAACCAGAGGCCAACCAUGAAGGACCAGGCCCACAUGCCAUUCACCAAUGCUGUGAUACAUGAAAUUCAGCGCUUCUCAGACAUUAUUCCCCUGGGUGUCCCACACAUGACAAGCCGGGACACUGAGAUCCAAGGCUUCUUCAUCCCCAAGGGGACCACCCUGAUCACCAACCUGUCCUCGGUGCUGAAAGAUGAAUCGUCCUGGGAGCAGCCUUACCGGUUCUGGCCGGAGCACUUCCUGAACGCAGAGGGCCGCUUUGUGAAGCCAGAAGCCUUCAUCCCUUUCUCAGCAGGCCGCCGAAUGUGCCUGGGGGAGCCACUGGCCAAGAUGGAACUGUUCCUGUUUUUCACAAGCCUGCUACAGGACUUCACCUUUGUCCUGCCCCCGGGGCACACCCCACCCAGUGACAAGGCCAAUGCCUCAUUUUUCUCAGCCCCUCAGCCCUUCCAACUUUGCGCUAUGUCCAGAUAGGAGAGGUGUCCGCCAAGGAUCUCAACAGCCUCAUCAUGGCCCUUUGACUAGCCCCACAUAACCCUCUCCUCUUGAGCUAAGGGAUCAUGUCACUGACAUUACAGGGAAUAAACCACUUCUGGGCUCCUA
Molecule: messenger RNA, 1769 nt
Organism: Dromiciops gliroides (monito del monte)
Lineage: Eukaryota; Metazoa; Chordata; Mammalia; Microbiotheria; Microbiotheriidae
Product: cytochrome P450 2D14
Exons: 9
Coding region: 132-1640 (502 amino acids)
Biological process (GO): arachidonate metabolic process; xenobiotic metabolic process
Cellular component (GO): intracellular membrane-bounded organelle; cytoplasm
Molecular function (GO): iron ion binding; oxidoreductase activity, acting on paired donors, with incorporation or reduction of molecular oxygen, reduced flavin or flavoprotein as one donor, and incorporation of one atom of oxygen; heme binding
Source: RefSeq, a predicted model, not a curated record